AUGGACCCAACCAACAUGACCCAGGACUCAGUUGAUGGAAACUUGUUUGAGAGAAAUGAGUCUCUCUUCAUUUAUUACGGAGACUGUGAAGAGACGUCAUUUGCUGUGACAAUUAAGUCCCUCAUACUGGCCUUCAGUGUUUGUGGCUUGGUGACCAAUGGACUGGUCCUCUGGCUCCUGGGCUUUCGCAUCAAGAGGAAUUCUUUUUCUGUCUACAUCCUCAACCUGGCGGCCGCUGACUUCUUCUACUUAUGCUGCCAGAUUGCGCAGUGCUUUGAAGUUGUCUGUCCCACAUUUUGCGACACGGUCCCAGACUUUAUUACCACGCUCAUGUUUUUCUUUUACACCCUGGGCCUGAGCCUCCUGGUUGCCAUCAGCACUGAGCGCUCGCUGGCAGUCCUCUUCCCCAUCUGGUACCGAUGCCACCGCCCGAAGCACACGUCGGCCAUUGUGUGCUCCCUCUUCUGGGUGCUCUACCUCCUGGGGAACUUCCUGGAGAGCUGUGCCUGUGGGCUGUUUGGUCCUCUCUCCUGCCAUCUGAUGUCAUGUCCAGUCUGGGACUUCUUGUUUGUGACGCUGAUUCUCCUCCUGGUUAGUGUGCUCUGCAUAUCCAGCCUGACGCUCAUCCUCAAGGUCCAGUGCCAUCCCAAGCACAGGCGGCCCUCCAGACUCUACCUGCUCAUCCUGCUCACAGUCCUCAUGUUCCUGCUCUGUGGCCUGCCGAUGGGAUUCCACUGGUUUCUUUUGAUUUGGUUUAUGGAUUUGAAGUGUAUUGUUUUUGUAUUUCAGCUCCUAUCCUGUGUGAAUAGCAGCUCCAACCCCCUCAUCUACUUCUUCCUAGGAAGUCUCAGACAGAAGAAGAGGAGGGAGCCCCUCAGGGUGCUGCUGCAGAGGGCCCUGCGUGACGAGGCUGAGACCGAAGGGGCCAAGGAGAUCUCCCACACAGAAAUCAUGGAAAUGUCGGUGUGCAGUUGA
Molecule: messenger RNA, 975 nt
Organism: Monodelphis domestica (gray short-tailed opossum)
Lineage: Eukaryota; Metazoa; Chordata; Mammalia; Didelphimorphia; Didelphidae
Source: RefSeq, a predicted model, not a curated record